AUGGCUUCAGGUCAAACAUUCCGGUUGAGUAGCGGCUAUAGUAUGCCCGCCAUUGGCCUGGGCACAUGGCAAUCAAGGAACGAUGAAGUUCGCGACGCAGUAAAGACAGCCCUGGAAGCAGGCUACCGACACAUCGAUGCGGCAGCUGUUUACGGCAACGAAAAACAGGUUGGAGAUGGAAUCAAGGCGUCCGGGGUACCACGCGGAGAGAUAUUCGUAAGUAUCCCCCAGUUUGCAUGCUCCCCAAAAAAGUUGAUCAAGUUGUGGAACACGCACCACGAAUCUGAACACGUUGAAGCGGCCUUGAACAAGUCACUCGCUGAUCUCCAAACUGACUACCUUGACCUCUACUUGAUCCACUGGCCGGUAUCAUUUCGGCACUCUAACGAGAGCUUGGAAAAGCACAAACGUAUGAACUUCCCCGCAAGACUUGGUGUUGACAUAUUUGGUGAAGUUGGCGAGGCCAGCGCCCAGCAGAGUGCACGGGAAUGGGCAGAACAGCAGAAGAAAAUUGGAAAAUAA
Molecule: messenger RNA, 522 nt
Organism: Talaromyces rugulosus
Lineage: Eukaryota; Fungi; Ascomycota; Eurotiomycetes; Eurotiales; Trichocomaceae
Exons: 5
Coding region: 1-522 (173 amino acids)
Cellular component (GO): cytosol
Molecular function (GO): aldose reductase (NADPH) activity
Source: RefSeq, a predicted model, not a curated record